UAUUACACGUAUGUGCAAUGCGAAUCACAUGUCAGUUUAAAUAACAAAUUCUGAAGCGGCCGGAAAGAAAAUCCCCACCACCACCGGAGCAGAUUAUACGUUUCAUCUCGCCACUGCUCCACCUUAAAAUAUCAUCCUUCCUUCCCUCUCAGGAGGGCAGAAUCCGGCCAUCGCCACUAAGCGCCACCACCACCACAGUUGUUUCUGCAUAACCAGAGCUUAGAAUCAAAGAGAAGAGGAGGAGGAAAUGCCUUCGCUCCUCACUCCUUACUCUCUGCCUCCUGUACUGAGACCCCAUCGGCCACGUCCGUCCCCAAUCCGCGGGAUUCCUACGAGGAGGAACGACUCCUUCUUCCGUACGCCGAGAGACAGGAACGCCUUGGUGGUCGUCGCGAAGCUCGGGCUCGACCAAUUUCCGGACUCGCCUGAGGACUUGGACGCCUUCGUUAGGUUCACUCAGGACGCGUCGUCGUCGUUCGAGCGGUUGGUUGGGCGAGCGGAGGGCGCGAUUUACGCGCUGUCGGAUGCGGCGGUGGAGACCGUCAAUAGCGUGAACGAGAAGCAGGGUGGGGAUUGGUUUUCCGGGAUCACGUACGUGUUGGAGAGUGUUCUCAAGGUCUUGAAGGAUGGGCUCUCUGCUUUACACGUCCCAUACUCUUAUGGCUUUGCAAUAAUUCUCCUUACAGUGCUUGUCAAGGCUGCUACGUUUCCUUUGACUAAGAAACAGAUUGAGUCAACUCUUGCUGUGCGAACUCUUCAACCACAGAUAAAGGCCAUCCAAAAGCGUUUUGCUGGUGAUCAGGAAAGGAUACAACUAGAAACGGCUCGCUUGUAUAAAUUAGCUGGAGUCAACCCACUUGCAGGAUGUCUACCAACUCUUGCAACCAUUCCUGUGUGGAUAGGACUUUACCGGGCUCUCUCAAAUGUGGCAGAUGAGGGCCUCCUAACAGAAGGCUUUUUCUGGAUUCCUUCUUUGUCGGGCCCAACUACAAUUGCAGCACGACAAAAUGGCAGUGGAAUCUCUUGGCUUUUUCCUUUUGUGGAUGGACAUCCACCUCUUGGAUGGUCAGAUACCUUAGCCUAUCUUGUUUUGCCUUUGCUAUUAAUUGCAGCACAAUACAUCUCAGUUCAGUUAAUGCAGCCACAACAGGUUGAUGAUCCAAAUCAAAGGACUUCUCAAGCUUUAACAAAGUUCCUUCCUUUAAUGAUUGGCUAUUUUGCACUUUCAGUGCCGUCAGGCCUGAGUCUUUAUUGGCUCACAAAUAACAUCUUGAGCACUGCACAACAGGUUUGGCUUCUGAAGCUUGGAGGUGCGAAAAAUCCAGUGAAGGAGUUCAACAGUAAAACCAUUAGUCCAGUAAAAGAAAUAGCAGAAAAACCUGCAGUAAAUUCUAACCAAGUUAAGGCUUCGGUAGAAGAAACAAAAUCUGAUUCCGAAGGUCUCCGUCCUGGUGAAAGGUUUAAGCAGAUAAAAGAACAAGAGGCAAGGAGAAGAAAAGAAAGGGAAGAGGAAGCAACGAUGAAGGCAGAGGAGGCAAUUAAGGCAGAAAAAAUGGCUGGAUCUCACAUGGAUGAUGGUAUUUCCAUUACAAGUGAAGAAAAAGGUCCAAAGGUAUGUCAUUGUCGUGAGGAUGUGGUCGAAGCGGUUAAUGGUACUGGGAAUCUGGUUCCAUCCGAUUCUUCAGCUCUUAGGAGAAGCGACGUACCAGGCCAGAGAGAGGAAGUCUAGAAGACAUCAGUUCAACGUGAGGAAUUACAGCUGCAAAAAUUGGCUUUCAGAAAUGAAGGAGAUAUUAUUUCUGCAAAACAAUUCAGCAUAAGAAUUUGCAACCAGCUCAUCGUCUUGGGUAGGAAGUGUCUACCUAACUGUGAUUAAAUGCCGGUUCUGAUACAAGAAAUUCUGGCAACCAACACGAACACGAGUAAAGGCCCUUUUAUGGGGACUACAUCACAUUAUCGACAAGAGAACUAUCUACUAUGACAUUCUUGAGAUCUACAUGCGGCAAAAAGCAGCGGGUUUUUGGCGUCUGAAGGGCACAUUCAUUUCAGAGUCUUUGUUAUGUCGUAAACUUAUGUGAUUCACUGCUAUAAAUUCAUUGUGGUAAAAAUGAAUAAUGUGAGAUAUGGUCCUGUCCUGCGACAAGUUUAUGCCCCCCUGAUUGUAUAAAUUAAUCGGUGCAUAAUGUGAUAACUUCCUUUUAUGGUGA
Messenger RNA from Nymphaea colorata (pocket water lily), 2207 nucleotides. RefSeq names its product ALBINO3-like protein 1, chloroplastic. The transcript is spliced from 11 exons. The coding region runs from base 248 to 1729 and encodes 493 amino acids. Gene Ontology annotation, cellular component: chloroplast thylakoid membrane. Gene Ontology annotation, biological process: protein insertion into membrane; thylakoid membrane organization; protein localization to chloroplast. The record is from RefSeq and is a predicted model, not a curated record. NCBI's taxonomy places the organism in Eukaryota, Viridiplantae, Streptophyta, Magnoliopsida, Nymphaeales, Nymphaeaceae. Gene Ontology annotation, molecular function: membrane insertase activity.